AGGGACAGGGGAGGUGACGCCACGAGGCGCUUCUUCAACUGGUUCUGCUGGAGCAGCAACCUCGGGGCCACCUUCUCCCUGCUGCUGGUGGCCUUGGUCCAGCAGAACGUGGGCUUUCUGGCCAGCUACCUCAUCCCCGUCGCCUGCCUGGCCUUGGCUCUCCUCAUCUUCCUCCUGGGGGAGGCUGAGGACCCUCUCCCCAACAGCAGAGCCCAGCCUGGAGCCCCUUCUCUCCAGGAGGACCUCACCAACUUCCAGGUGUUGACCUGGAUCCUACCUGUGCUGCUGACCUUCAUCCCUUACUGGCUGGUCUACCUCCACAUGCAGUCAAUGUAUUACCUGCAAGGUCUGCAGCUCUCCAUCCCCAGCACCUUCCAGCACGGCCAGGACCACACCAGCACCCUCCAGGGCUACAUGUUCCCAGGUGCUUGGCUACCUCUGGCCAACACGGCGCUCUUGCUGGCCCUGGUGCCCUUGAAGGACCUCAUCCUCGACCCCUUCCUAGCCAGGCACAAGCUGCUGCCCUCCCCCCUCAAGCAGAUGACCUUGGGCAUGUUCUUCAGCCUCACCUCCCUCCUCACAGCAGGCCUCCUGGAGGGGCAGAGGCUGCACCACAUGGAAUAUCUGCUCCUUGGCAUGGGCGAGAUCUUCACCAGCAUCCCCAGUCUGGAGUUUGUCUACGCUGAAGCCCCCAAGGCCAUGAAAGGAGCCACCAUGGGGCUCUUCUUCUUCCUCUCCGGGGUGGGCUGGCUGCUGGGCUGGGGGCUGUGGACCCUCCUCUCCCU
Merops nubicus (carmine bee-eater) is the source of this 785-nucleotide messenger RNA. RefSeq names its product solute carrier family 15 member 3-like. The transcript is spliced from 7 exons. Gene Ontology annotation, molecular function: transmembrane transporter activity. Gene Ontology annotation, cellular component: lysosomal membrane. NCBI's taxonomy places the organism in Eukaryota, Metazoa, Chordata, Aves, Coraciiformes, Meropidae. The annotation marks the transcript as partial. The record is from RefSeq and is a predicted model, not a curated record. Gene Ontology annotation, biological process: transmembrane transport.